This is a messenger RNA of Adineta ricciae, 2043 nucleotides long. The record is from the annotation of a GenBank genome assembly. NCBI's taxonomy places the organism in Eukaryota, Metazoa, Rotifera, Eurotatoria, Adinetida, Adinetidae.
AUGGCCAGUGUAGCUGCAUGGCUUCCAUUCGCUCGUGCGGCAGCUAUUGGUUGGGUACCAUUAGCAAAAAAUCCAUUGCCACCACCUCCAUUUCGUGUUCCAACAAGUGGUGCAUCGCCAAGUGGCAACGAUCGUCGUUGCGAUGAGAAAAUCAUUAUUAAUGUUAGUGGUCGUCGAUUUGAAUGUUGGCGUUCAACAUUAGAAAAAUAUCCUGAUUCAUUACUAGGCUCGAACGAAAAGGAAUUCUUCUACGAUGAAGACACACGUGAAUAUUUCUUCGAUCGCGAUCCUGACGUCUUUCGAGUUAUUUUAAAUUUCUACCGCACAGGCAAAUUACAUUACCCAAAGCAUGAAUGCAUUGCAGCAUAUGAUGAGGAAUUAGCAUUCUUCGGGAUCUUACCUGAUAUUAUUGGUGAUUGUUGCUACGAAGAUUAUCGAGAUCGGAAACGCGAAAACAACGAAAGAUUGAUUGAUGAUCGUUUACACGAAGAUGAAGACAAAGCGCAACCUAAACCUCAAUCGAUACGUGAAACAAUGUGGCGUGCAUUUGAAAAUCCUCAAGUGUCAACGAUGGCAUCUGUCUUUUAUUAUGUGACAGGAUUUUUCAUUGCCGUCAGUGUUAUUGCUAAUGUCUUAGAUACAGUUUCGUGUGGAACUGAUCCUGAGACAGGUUACGCGAGAACAUGUGGAGAACGUUUCUCACGGCAAUUCUUCUGUCUCGACACGGCUUGUGUUAUGAUAUUUACCGUUGAAUAUUUUCUUCGACUUUACGCUGCACCGGAUCGAUUGAAAUUUAUUCGAUCUGUUAUGUCUGUUAUUGAUGUGGUUGCAAUUAUGCCGUAUUAUAUUGGAUUAUUCAUGCAUCAGAAAGGCGAAGUCAGCGGCGCAUUUGUUACUCUUCGUGUAUUUCGUGUAUUUCGUAUCUUUAAAUUUUCUCGACAUAGCCAAGGUUUGAGAGUAUUAGGUUAUACAUUAAAAAGUUGUGCUAGUGAACUUGGCUUUCUCCUAUUUUCAUUGACGAUGGCCAUUAUCAUAUUUGCUACUGUUAUGUAUUAUGCGGAAAAAAGUGUUGUGCAUACGAAAUUUACAUCGAUACCAGCUGCAUUUUGGUAUACUAUUGUUACAAUGACAACACUUGGGUACGGUGAUAUAGUACCCAAAACUUGGGCGGGUAAAAUUGUCGGCGGUGUUUGCAGUUUGAGCGGUGUCUUGGUAAUCGCUCUUCCUGUUCCUGUUAUUGUAUCGAAUUUCAGUAGAAUUUACCAUCAAAGUCAGCGAGCAGAUAAAAUGAAAGCACAACGAAAAGCACGUCAAACACGAAUACGCUUAGCACGUAAUGCAACCAGUAAUGCAUUUGUUGCGGCCAAACGACGUCAUGAACAGUAUCUUGACGAUCCUGAUAUACCUGUUGAUAAAAAUAUUGUUAAUCCAUUCGAAUUGCAGCAUCAUCAUUUACUACGUUGUUUAGAAUUAACUACUGAUCGCGAAUUUGUUGAAAUGGGUCCAGAUGCAUUAAUGGGUGGUGGCGCGAAUGCUGUUGCUGGUGCGCAUCCAACAACUGGCAUCGCUCGACUAGGUUCCCCUGCUAGACAAUUCAUUCUAAAUCGUCGAAAAUGGUGGUGUUGCGGAGAUCGUAUGAACAAUACCAAUGCGACGACGAAUGAAGAAGAAUUAGAUGAAGAACUCGGUGAUUUUCAAUUACCACUUUCCUUAACACCACGUGCAUCAGGAUCGACUGGUCAUAUCGUAAAUAUAAAUACAACGAAUGUGAUACAACAUCGCCCAUCAUCUGCAUCGGUACAACACAAUGUCGUACUUCAUUCCACUAUAAGUGAAUCAUCAACAAAUCGCUUCGAUUUAAACGUCCCGUUCGACACAGAUGAUCGAAUUUUGGGAAGACGGAAAACGAACAGUUUAACACCUGUACAAGAACAAGGUUCAACAAAUGAUCUAUUAAACGAUGAUUCACAUACUACAACAAUACCAACAAGUCACAGUGAUAUCAUACAUAGGCCAACAACCGAUGACAAACAAACGGUAUGA